UAUCAACAAGCUAAGUGGCCUUCAUGCUUUACACAUGCUAUGAUUCUCAAAAUAUCCUAUUGGAUUUCCUCAGACGUUUCUGGACAAAAUUCAUUCCUCACAUGUUUCUCAACAAAAAUGCAUAUAUCUCAAACUUCAUCACCAUCAAAUCAAAAAUAAACUAAACCAGCCUCUCCGGCCAUCCCCCAGCGCAGCCACCCCUCAGUUAUAAAUACUGCACGGCAGAUGCUUACCAAUGGCAGCUCUGAGAAGAGAUCCUCAGCUUUGGCACAUCACACAUCACACAUCACACAUAUAUAUGGCUCAUCACUCCAUAGCUCUGGCUACUCAGCCUACUCUUGGCCUCACUAAGUUCAAUCAGAUCCAACAUCCCGAGCUGGUGCAGAUAGAUGCAAGAAAUGUUGAGAAGAUCCCGAGAGAUGGGAUGAUGGAUCUGAUCAAAUCGAUUGCUGCUGCUGGGGCGGGGAAUGAAGAAAAUGGGGGCCCGGGACACCCUUUCUACGUGCUGGACUUGGGGGCUGUUGAAAGGGUGAUGGAUAUAUGGAGACAUUGUCUUCCAGAGGUGAAGCCUUUUUUUGCAGUGAAAUGUAACAGUGAACCUGCUUUUCUUGCUGCCUUAGCCAGGAUGGGUGCCAAUUUCGACUGCGCCAGCCAAGGCGAGAUCCACACUGUCUUGGCUCUCGGCGUUCGCCCCGACCGGAUUAUUUAUGCGAAUCCGUGCAAGGCCGCCGCGCAUAUAAGAUAUGCCGCCACUGUGGGUGUCAACCUUACCACCUUUGACUCCAUGGUGGAGCUUGAGAAAAUAAAGAAAUGGCAUCCCAAAUGCAAGCUGUUGCUGCGGAUCAAGGCGCCCAAUGACGGUAGCGGCUCUCUGCGCCCACUUGGGAAGAAGUUCGGAGCGUUGCCGGAGGAAGUGGAAGCGCUGCUUCGAUAUGCGGCCGUAGCGGGGCUCCACGUGGCGGGAGUGUCGUUCCACGUGGGGUCCAUAGCCCAAGACCCCAGCAUCUACCGCUCCGCAAUCGCGGCCGCAAGGGCGGUGUUCGAUAAGGCUGCUCAGCUGCAAAUGCCCCCCAUGCACGUACUCAACAUCGGCGGCGGAUUCAGGGCGACGCAGCCGCUAUUCCAACAUAUCUCAGACACCAUCAAAGACGCCAUCCGAGAUUACUUCCCCAAAGAAAUGGGGGUGACGGUGAUGGCGGAACCGGGAAGGUACUUCGCGGAGAAGUCGUUCACGCUUGCGGCGCACGUGAUCGGGAUCCGCACCCGUGGGGAGAAGAGGGAGUACUGGAUAGACGAUGGAAUCUACGGGUCGUUUAGGCCAACGUUGUACAACUCAUCGUUCGUGACAAUAAAGCCGGCAUUCCUGAGGUCGGAGGAGCCGUCAGUGAUAUGGCCGUCGGUGAUUUACGGGCCAUCCUGUGAUUCUCUGGACCAAGUGACGGCGGAGAUAAAGUUGCCAGAGUUACAGCUGCAUGAUUUGCUUGUGUUCAGCAACAUGGGAGCGUAUUCAAGUUGCGUAGGGACCAAGUUCAAUGGCUUUGAUAUGAUCUCCAUCCCCACCUAUAUCGCAUACACAUAUUAAUUAAUUAUAAUUAAUACCUGCCUAGCUUAGCAAGCUUAUUAAUUAUUAUUAGCUUCCUACCCUACCCUACCCUGUUCAAUUUUAUUUUAUUUAUAUAUAAUAUAAGUAGGAAUAAUGUAUGCCUGCCUGGAUAUGAUGGGCGCGCGGCGGGUUCAUAUAUGUUUGUUUAAUUUGCAUGUCAUGCUUUUCUUAUUUGUUGAUUUUAUUUAAUAUAAUGUUCAAUUCUACAUGCAUAUUGAACAUUAAGGUUAUGUUUAUUAAGGAAUA
Molecule: messenger RNA, 1849 nt
Organism: Ipomoea nil (Japanese morning glory)
Lineage: Eukaryota; Viridiplantae; Streptophyta; Magnoliopsida; Solanales; Convolvulaceae
Product: ornithine decarboxylase-like
Exons: 2
Coding region: 236-1582 (448 amino acids)
Cellular component (GO): cytoplasm
Molecular function (GO): ornithine decarboxylase activity
Source: RefSeq, a predicted model, not a curated record